CACAUCUACACUACACUUCACUAUCUUCCUUUCCCGUCUCCCUUGAACAAGAGCAAUGGGUGGUGCAUCUUGUAAAUCCUUGUAGUCUCUAUUCUGUUUGGUGCUGUUGUUCUGAGCUUCGGUUCCGGCGAUUUCUACCGCGACGCGGAGAUCACGUGGUGGAAGGCGGGCGGCAAGUCACUCUCUCGCUAGACCAAUACUCUCUCUGGCUCCGGUUUCCAAUCCAAGAAUGAAUACUUAUUUGGUAGAUUCGAUAUGCAGAUGGAGCUCGUCCCUGGAAACUCCGCUGGAAUACUUUCUUCUUGUCGUCUCAAGGAGCAGGACACGAUCGAUGAAAUCGACUUCAAAUUUCUGGGGAAUUCAACCACCAACGUUUUUGCCGGCGGAAAAGGCGAUAAGGAACAGCAAUUCCGCCUCUGGUUCGAUCCGACUUCAUCUUUCCACACCUAUUCCAACGCAUCAUAUUUAUGGUGGGACAACAUUCCGAUCAGAGUGUGACGAAGCCAUCGGGACUCCGUUCCCUAAAACGCAGGCGAUGAGAGUUUACUGCAGCUUGUGGAACGCCGACGACUGGGGCCGUGUCAAGGCGGAUUGGAGCGACUUCAACAUCAACUCCGCCGUUGGUGAUUCCGCCAACAAUGCUGGCAGACGCAGGACCUUGACGCCCAAGGCAGAAACAGGCUCCUAAGAUGGGUUCAGCAAAACUAUAUGAUCUACAACUACUGCUCUGAUUCUAACCGCUUUGCUCAACGAUUCCCUCCCGAGUGCAACCGCUCCCCAUUUUGAAUCACUCAUUCUUUUUAUUUCCCUUAAUCAUUCAUUCUUUUAUUUUGUUUACUGAUUAAUCAAUUGAACUUAAUAUCU
Molecule: messenger RNA, 864 nt
Organism: Salvia splendens (bonfire salvia)
Lineage: Eukaryota; Viridiplantae; Streptophyta; Magnoliopsida; Lamiales; Lamiaceae
Exons: 3
Coding region: 230-688 (152 amino acids)
Source: RefSeq, a predicted model, not a curated record